Molecule: messenger RNA, 1123 nt
Organism: Lentinula edodes (shiitake mushroom)
Lineage: Eukaryota; Fungi; Basidiomycota; Agaricomycetes; Agaricales; Omphalotaceae
Product: signal recognition particle, SRP19 subunit
Exons: 3
Coding region: 94-1053 (319 amino acids)
Biological process (GO): SRP-dependent cotranslational protein targeting to membrane, signal sequence recognition; SRP-dependent cotranslational protein targeting to membrane
Cellular component (GO): signal recognition particle, endoplasmic reticulum targeting
Molecular function (GO): 7S RNA binding
Source: RefSeq, a predicted model, not a curated record
GAUUCCGUGACACUGUCAAUUCACUCUUCGGAUUCCGCUUUCAAGUUCACCAUCGGAACCGUUCUUCUAUCAACCUCAAUAUUUCACUUGAAUAUGUCCAGAAAAGCAGUCCUGGUCGAAGAUGAAUUCGACGACGACACAGACCUUCCUUUACCUGCCCGUCCAUUGCCCCAUACCGGCGCAAAAGGUCCUGUGUUACAAGAAAUCGCCUCGGAUAUCGAUUCGGAGGAUGAUUUCGACUUGGAUACUUCUCAACUUGCAGGUCCAGCGUCUCCACCCUCAUCCCAACCUAAACUUCGACCGGAAGGCGCUAGCCAGCUGCCAAAGAACACUAUCACAGAUAUCACGCCCUACAAGUCAUGGACGUGUAUAUAUCCCAUCUACAUCGAUGCAAAGCGUCCGUAUGGGACAGGCCAGCGACGAGUCGAGAGGGCGAAGAGCAUCUGGUGGCCGUUGAGCAAGGACAUUGCUGAAGCAACGAACCGAUUAGGUCUCGGUACACUGCAUGAAGUGAACAAGGCUCAUCCCCGAGACUGGGAAAAUCCCGGUCGUGUGAGAGUGCAGUGGAAGAAGGAAGGCAGGUUGAUGAAUUCCGCAAUAAAAACAAAAAAACAACUUCUGGAAAUGAUCAGCUUGCAAAUUCAGCAUAUAAAGCCAGAAAAUAUCCCCCGUCCUCCGUAUUCCACCUCUCCUGCUACCGGAAAUGCCUCUUCUGCUCCUCCUACGAACACUGCGUCCACCUCUAACAAGGGCAAAGCACCUGCUACGACCAAAUCCAAAUCCCCGAUAGCACCUCAGCCUAAACAGAACGGCAAGCAGAUGGGUGGUAGGCGAUUACCUGUCUCUCCGGAGCCUCUUCCGCCUUUGGCUUCGCGAGUAUCACCGUAUUCCCCUGCCUUGCCGACCGGAGUGCUUAUUGAUACUGUAAAGGCAGGGAUGAAUGCCACAGAGAACAACACUGGUACUUCAGGUACUCUUGGUGCUCCUAGUCCAUUUGGUGCUUCCGGGGGUCCUCAGAAAGGUAAACGAAAGGUUGUAAGAGUCAGGGGAUAGGGCGGGGAUGUGGUAUGUAAAUACGAACCUGUUGUAUGUCUACUCGUAACUGGAAAAUUUCUGUUCAAUU